This is a messenger RNA of Bolinopsis microptera, 615 nucleotides long. Its product is annotated as ATP-binding cassette sub-family C member 4-like. Gene Ontology annotation, cellular component: membrane. The transcript is spliced from 3 exons. The record is from RefSeq and is a predicted model, not a curated record. Lineage: Eukaryota; Metazoa; Ctenophora; Tentaculata; Lobata; Bolinopsidae. Gene Ontology annotation, molecular function: ATP hydrolysis activity; ATPase-coupled transmembrane transporter activity; ATP binding. Gene Ontology annotation, biological process: transmembrane transport. The coding region runs from base 1 to 615 and encodes 204 amino acids.
AUGGUCAACGGAUUCCAGUGGUGCAUACGACAGUAUACCGAGACAGAAAACAUGAUGACUGCUGUUGAGCGGAUAUAUAUGUACGCUGAUUUACCUUCAGAGGCUCCUUUAGAGGUUAUAGAUAAGAGGAGAACAGUAAUUUUCAGUGAUGAUAACUUGUGGGACGCGCUAGAGAAGGUAGAGUUGAAAUCGUACGUUUCAGCCCAGAUUGGAGGUCUGGAGAUGAUGGUGCAGGAGGGUGGUGGGAAUCUGUCAGCUGGUCAGAGACAGCUGUUGUGUCUCGCUAGAGCUUUGCUGAAGGACAACAAGUUUCUGGUUAUUGACGAGGCUACUGCUAAUGUUGACGAGCUAACUGACCAACUGAUCCAGCAGACUCUCCGACAAGAGUUUUCUAAAUGCACUGUCCUCACCAUAGCUCACAGAAUCAAUACCAUUAUUGAUAGCGACCGUAUAAUGGUGAUCGACGAGGGUAAAUUAGCUGAAUUUGACCACCCUGCAUUGCUUCUGAAAAGACCUGAAAGUAUCUUCUACGAUUUAGUCAACGAAACUGGGAUGUUUGAAGUUUUGUUGGAUCAAGCGAACAUGAGUUUUAAUACAUCAUUAAAAUCAGAAUAG